AAACAACCAGUUCUCAGAACUCAUUUUUUAUUCACACUACGUAAGUCAAUAUCCCGAUAAUACAGCAUAGCUUUGUAAACUACAUCAAAGAGGGAAAAAACUGGAACUAUCAAGAUGGGACGAAGGAAAUUUUUCGAACCUGUAGAUUACAAUCGCAUAAUAAGAGAAGUUAUGGCAUCAUUCGAUCCUCCAUAUUGCCCGCAGGAAGAUAUAAUCAAGGAAUUUGCAAAGCAGGGGGUUUAUGGGAAAUCUUACCUCCGGUGUAAAAGUUGUGGAAAAGGAUGGACUUCUGCAUUUGGUUGGGUGGUUAUUGAUUUAAGGCGCCAAAAAACAGGAAAAUUCUUCAAACAAGGAUGUGAAAACUGUGCGGCUAAAACAGGACCCUUUUUUCCGAAAGAAAUAUUUGAGGCAAUGGUCGAAAUCGCACUUUGGAAGUAUGAAUACUUCUACUACUCUAAGGAGCCUGGGGACAGAAAACCUGGUGAUGGAUCUCCUCCCGAACUUGAUAUCGAUGAUUUGCCUGAGAAUGAGGGUGGGCCUCACAAAGUCUCCUUAUGUGAUAGAUGUAUUUUCAAAAGACGGAGAUGCUGGGAACAUCAGAUUCAACCUCGUGUUGAUAAUGAUGGAUAUAUCAAUGAGGAUGAAAAAGAAAAACUCCUUGAGAAACACCUGAAGCAUGGUGCAGAUGACAAUGUGCCUGGACUCAAUAUUGAUCACGCAAAAAAGCAGCGUAAAAAGAGAAGAAGAAAAAGAGGUGGACGUAAAAGUCGUGCUAAAAGAGAAGAGGAACAAGCUAAGGGAACUGAAGCUGAGCAAAAUGAUGGAAACAAGGGGCAAAAUGUGACCCCCUCAAGAAAUGACAAUGAACCAUAA
Molecule: messenger RNA, 873 nt
Organism: Owenia fusiformis
Lineage: Eukaryota; Metazoa; Annelida; Polychaeta; Sabellida; Oweniidae
Source: the annotation of a GenBank genome assembly